Messenger RNA from Mollisia scopiformis, 1440 nucleotides. RefSeq lists its product as uncharacterized. The coding region runs from base 222 to 1343 and encodes 373 amino acids. NCBI's taxonomy places the organism in Eukaryota, Fungi, Ascomycota, Leotiomycetes, Helotiales, Mollisiaceae. The transcript has a single exon. The record is from RefSeq and is a predicted model, not a curated record.
CUUCGAAUGUCCAGAUGGAAGCAGAGUUGAAGGAGAAAUGUGUGUGUUAAGGAGAAAGGAGGAACGUUGGGAGGUAAGUUCGCUUAACCCCGGAUUUGGAAAGACCCUUGCCACUGCAUCCAAAUCAUGCACGUCACUGCGCUCCGCGACAUCUCUCAAACUAUGAGAGAACAUAAUGCAUCUUCAACACCAUCUCUACACUCCUUGACCUCGACUAUACCAUGUCCUUGACACUCGAAGACGAAGAUCCUUCCUCACAACUCCGCGCCAGUCUCCUCGAAUCAAUAACUCGCUCUCUCUCCUCCCGCCGUCCACUCCUCACUCACCUCAAUGCCGACACGACUUGGCUGCUCUCCAUCCCGUACCCUUCCACAAAUCCUUCCUUGCGAAAUCGCACAUUCUAUCACAUUCUGAUCGAUCCGUGGCUGAAAGGUGGGCAAUCUGACGUCGCGGCCUUUUUCUCGCAGCAAUGGCAUGCAACGCCCAGCUCAGUGCAAACAAUUACAGAAGUAGAGGAUGUGAUACGACGAAUGGAGUUUACUGCGAAGGGUAAAGAGAAGGCAGAUAUGGGCGUCGCGGAAAGCUUGGAAGAGGGUCAGGGAGAUGUGAUUGUGGUUGACAAUCAUGGAUUGCAAGAGAAGCAGGAAGGGAAUGUGAUUGAUCUAGUGGUUGUCAGUCACGAAUUCACCGAUCAUAUGCAUAAAGAGACACUCCUGGAGAUUCCAAAGACGGUGCCUGUGCUUGCAACGGUGAAGGCUGCGGGAAUCAUAAAGUCUUGGAAACAUUUUCAUGUUGUGGGAGAGGUCCCGAGAUUCAGUGGCGAUUGGAGAAAGUGUCCACAUAAGACUCUACCAGAAUGGCUGGAUGUGUCGAGGGUCGCGAAGCCGGGGAUGGAUCUGCUAUACUAUCAUUCUGCCAUCAUGAUUGCGUUUCCGAAAGGAUAUGAAGGAGAAGGAGAAGCGGUCAUAUAUACACCACAUGGAAUAACACCAGCCGAUCUUGCACCUGUGGCGGAAGCGAAUCCAAAGAUACACACACUGGCAUUGUUGCAUGGCCUGCAGGAUAUCUCGUUACCUAGAGCACAGUUGAAUAAAGGAGCUCAUAAUGGUCUGAAAGCACAAAGAUUACUGGGCGCGAAGUAUUGGAUUGGGACACAUGAUGAGUUGAAGAAGGGCGGAGGGAUUGUGAGCUAUUUCUUGAGGAGGAAACAUAUCACUCUGAAAGAUGCUAUAGAGAAGGAGAAGGAAGAGCAUGGAGAGAAGCUGAAGGGAAGUGAUCUAGAGACAAUGAAAGAUGUGAGAUUUGAAGAUCUGACAAAUGGUGAGAGUUUGCUGUUGGAGUAAUGUAAUCGAUUCCAAGAUGUAGAAUGAUAAAGGACAUCUACUGUACAAUUACAAUAUCAAUACACGAGUCGUAGUAGCCUCAAUCCUCUAAUCAGAC